AUGGCUGGGCAAAAUCACUUCGCAUCAGUAUCAGUACCAUCCGGAGUUGCGCUGAAUGAGGAAGAAUCUGCUCCAGACGCGACAACGCUGGGAGACGAAGUGACCGUGUCAUCACCGUCGGCGAGGCGACAGAGAGUCGCUCUCAACCCCAUGGAUAUAGGGAAAUUCGUGACAAGCAAUGGAAGUUGCGACCAUUCCCUGACAGACGAGGAGCGAUUUGAGGCUCUGACACACUGUUGGGAACCGGACAAAGAGUAUGCUUUCCCUAAAACGAUAGAGUCGAAUCGCUCUCGAGCGUUCCAAUACCACUAUCUCAGUCUGUGGCCUUGGUUGGCAUACAGUGAGAUGUUUGGGGGUGGAGGUUUCUGUAAGCAUUGCGUUCUUUUUGCGAAAACAGAAUCUUCGAGCCACGGGGGUCUCAGAAAGCGAGGUGUACUCAUCACUCAGCCGCUGAACAGGUUCAAGAAAGCAGUCGACAUUCUCAAGAAUCACGCUCUCAGUGAGUAUCAUCGCAGAGCCAGUGAGAGCGCGAAUGACUUUCUUGAGUGGCAUGGAGACCGAGUCAAUCUCGAUAUCAGAAAUCGUUUAGUGAAAGCCCGAGAAGAGCAAGUUGUGAAGAACCGCCAGAGAUUGAUACCCAUCGUGAAAACGAUACUGUUGUGUGAGCAUCUGAACAAUCUCAAACGAAACGCGACAUACAUGAGCAAUAAAUUCCAAAAUGAGCUCAUAGCGGCAAUAGGAAAGAUCAUCCGAAGAAAGAUAGUACGGGAGGUCAAUGAUUCUAAGUUCUACGCCGUGCUCGCGGAUGAGACAUCAGACGCCGGUAGGAUCGAUCAGUUGACGAUUUGCCUGCGUUACAUAUCGACCUCAGCCAGCAAGCCUGUCGUCAAGGAAGUUUUUCUGAAGUUCUGCGCCGUAGCUCAGAAAACCGGAGCCGCGCUAGCGCGUACCAUCUUGGAUGCUUUGGAAGAGGAAGGAGUCGACGUGAGAAAUAUCAGAGGUCAAGGAUAUGACGGUUGUGCUUCGAUGAAAGGAGCUGGAAAUGGUGUCCAAGCAGAAAUUAAGGCCGUGGUGCCUCAAGCCCUGUACUUUCACUGCGCCAGUCAUUGCCUCAGCCUCGCGCUCGUCCAUUCCGCCGAAAUUGUCCCUAUCAAACUGGCCGCUGGUGUCGUCAAGAGCGUUUGUAACUUCUUCUGUAAGUCUACGAAGCGACACCAAUGCCUGAUGGAUAAGAUAGAUGCCCACGCACCCACGUCGUCCAAAACACGGCUCAAAGCUCUGUGCCCCACUCGUUGGGUCGAAUCGCACCACGCCUUCAUUACUUUCAGAGAGCUUCUAGUCCCCCUCUUCCACUGUUUGGUUGAGCUCGGACAAGUCACGGGUGAAACUGGCGUGCGAGCAUACGAACUAGAGAGCUCCGUCUGCAAAUGCGACUUCGUGUUCGCUCUACUCACCAUUGAGAGCUUCUCGUGCAUUUUUCUCCCGUUGUCUAUGCAAUUACAGAAAAAAAGCCUCGAUAUUUUUGCCGCUCUCAGGAUGGUCGACAACAUCUUAUCCAUUCUUGAGCUUAAGCGUCAAAAUGUUGAGACCGAGUUCAAGAUAAUCUACGAUGAAGUCACAGAGAUCUGCGCUCUGCUGGAUGUCGAGAUCAAAAUGCCUCGCAUUAGCGGUAGACAAAUGCACAGGGAAAAUCAUCAGGCGGAGACACCCGAAGCUUAUUUCCGGGUGACUAUGUACGUUCAGUAUCUUGACCAUUUGAUCCAGGAGCUUCGUUCGCUGUUCGCCGAUUCUCGGCAAAAGGCAAUGAAAGUCCAAUGCCUUGUACCGAAGUAUACCGUCAGUAGCACUUUCGCCGAUCUCAUUGAAACGCUGGACUUCUAUCAGACCGACUUAGACUGCAGUGCCAGCGUUCUCAGAGGGGAGUUUGAAUGCUGGAAGGCGAAGUGGGGCAGGAAGGCUGGGAACGAGCUUCCAGAAACCGCAAUCGAAGCACUCAGCUUUUGUCCAAGGAUCGAAUAUCCGAAGAUCGCGACCCUCCUCCAGAUAUUUGCCACAUUCCCCGUGACGACAUCAACACCCGAGAGAACCUUCAGCUCCCUGAAGCUGCUCAAAACUUAUCUUCGAUCUACGAUGGGGCAUGAACGACUCAAUGGAUUGGCUUCGAUGACUCUGCAGCGCGAUGUACCGGUUAGUGUCGACGAAGUUGUCGAUUUAAUCGCCCAGGAUCCGAGAAGGUUAGACAUUGUUCUAUAG
Messenger RNA from Galendromus occidentalis (western predatory mite), 2253 nucleotides. RefSeq names its product 52 kDa repressor of the inhibitor of the protein kinase-like. The record is from RefSeq and is a predicted model, not a curated record. The transcript is spliced from 3 exons. NCBI's taxonomy places the organism in Eukaryota, Metazoa, Arthropoda, Arachnida, Mesostigmata, Phytoseiidae. Gene Ontology annotation, molecular function: protein dimerization activity. Bases 1 to 2253 code for a protein of 750 amino acids.